Molecule: messenger RNA, 422 nt
Organism: Mycena citricolor
Lineage: Eukaryota; Fungi; Basidiomycota; Agaricomycetes; Agaricales; Mycenaceae
Source: the annotation of a GenBank genome assembly
AAAACCUUCUCGGCCCCAAGGCCGAAGGACACCGGACCGAGUCAUAGUCGACAUGACUGCCUCCUGCGAGGAUGUCAUUCUGACACCUGCACCGCUCUGCAAGGCGUUCAACCAAGCCCUUCCGAGUACCAUCCGGGUCAGAGGAGUUUCAUGGACGAAGCGAGGUAACCUGGUAAUUUACCCGGAUCCUGACAUAUGUAAAGCCUCCGACAUCCUCCAUCACCAAGAUGCUCUCUGGGACAUCAUAUGGACCGAGACGAAACGGGUACAAGCUGUCGAGGGAGAAGGGUCACCCACGCCCCCAACUCCGGAUUUCUUUCUGGACAAGCCAUGGCACUCUGUUGUUAUUCACAAUGUGCCAAUUCCUUCUGGCGACCCCACACCAGAGACUUUGGAUGAGGCCAUCGAGGAGCUUAGCAACC